Molecule: messenger RNA, 744 nt
Organism: Closterium sp. Naga37s-1
Lineage: Eukaryota; Viridiplantae; Streptophyta; Zygnematophyceae; Desmidiales; Closteriaceae
Source: the annotation of a GenBank genome assembly
AUGGAGCAGGGGGACGGGACCGCGACGAAGGUUCCAGGAAAGAGGCUUGUGAGGCGAAUAGAGAGCAGCGACCCGUUGGCACUGUUGAAGGCGGUCGUGCCCUUGCAGGUGCUCCUGGGAGCGGGCAUGCUGACUGCACUCAUCCUCCCCCGCCCCCUCGCGCUCGCACUCACUGCUGCCGCCCUCCUGCCGCCCAUUCUGCGCACUGCGCUGCACAGCUGGCGCUGGAGUCGCGCUAGGAAGGGCGUUCCUGGGGGAGGUACAUCUGGGGGAAAGGGGGAGUGGGGGGAGAAGGGAGAAGGGAAGGCGGAGGGGAAGGGGGAGGGGAUUAAGAGGGACGUAGGAGCUGAGAGGGAGGGGCUUCUGGGGGAGGUGCUAUUUGAGGCAGAUAAGACAAUGGCGAAUGGCAAGGAGAACGGAGUCGGUGGGCGGCACAAGGCGGCAGCUUCUGGAAACUUGCUUUCAGUGAACGGGGUGGAUAUCUUCCAGGGCCGGAUGGCCGGCAAGAUGGACGGCGACUUUUGUCUGUUUCUGAUUGGAGCAAGAGCCAACAACCCCUUCCCGAUGGGCCCGUCCUUUGCUUCGGUUGGGGAGGUCUUCGGGCAAGCUGUGAGGGAGCUGGAGCAGGAAAACGACAAGUUCGGGUACCUGGGGGGAGACCAGUAUGUGGGCACGGACGUGACACAACCUCGUGCACGGAUCCGCAUGGAAGCGAAUGACUCAGCUGCUGAGAGACGGCCCUGA